Molecule: messenger RNA, 2585 nt
Organism: Didymodactylos carnosus
Lineage: Eukaryota; Metazoa; Rotifera; Eurotatoria; Philodinida; Philodinidae
Source: the annotation of a GenBank genome assembly
AUGGGUAAUGUAGCCAAGAGUUCUUUAACUACCGCUCCUACCUCAACGAACUGUGGUCUCACAUAUAUUGCGUUGGGUGCAUCUGAUUCUGUCGGUGUUGGAACAAGCAAUCCAUCAAUUGAAGGUUGGGUACCACAAUUUGCUUUAUUAAUAAAUGCUGCUAAAACAAUUAAUCUCGGUGUAAGUGGUUCGACAGUAGCUCAAGCUCUAAGACAGCAGGUCCCUACAGCUCUUAUACAAAAAGCAGAUGAAAAUAGUGUCAUCACAAUAUGGUUGGCUGUCAAUGAUUUUAAUGCACAAGUCACCGGUCAAGUAACACUGGAUCAAUACAAAACAAGUUUGAAUCGCAUGUUAUCAUCCUUAAAGUCAAAUACAAACCAAGUAUUGGUGGGAAAUAUUCCAGAUUUAUCCAAAGUAAAGAUUUAUUCUAAUUUAGGUAUCCCAACUCCUGUACUAAGUUCUCGUGUAACUGAAUGGAAUAAAGUAAUAUCGGAUGUUGUCAAAUCCAAUAAUUGUAAAUUAGUUAAUUUAUUCGCGCAUUGGAAGGAACUCGAACGACAUCCGGAAUACAUCUCAUUUGAUGGUUUUCAUCCAUCGUCAGACGGUUAUAAACGAUUAGCUCAAGUAUUCUAUGACGUGUAUUCAAAAUAAAUUGUCAGUUUUUAAAAGUCCAAAAAUAUAAUCCUGCUGAAAUUUGAACUAAUAUUUUUCUUCUAAUCGACACCUUUUUGCCACGUGAGUAUUGAGAAGAGUCUCAUAUGUAGACAGUAGACUCCUGCGGGGCAAACUUUUUUGUUGCCUAGAGUCCGUAAGCCCAAACUUGUAAAAUUUUUCUUUAGCUCGAGUCCGACCCCACGGAAAAAUUAUUUCGCCCCGAAAAAUAAAACCACGCAUCGUUUAGCCCGUAGAUUUAAACCGAUAAAUAAUACAUCUGCUAGAGCUAGAUAAGAGACGUGAUUUUUUCCUUUUGUCCCGAGUCCGUAAGCCUAAACCCAGAAAAAUAUAAUUUUUCCCUAGCCCAAGAGCUGAAACCCUUAAAUUUUUUUUGCCCGAUCCCGUCUGUCCCGUCACGUGGCGGGACAGACGGGAUGGGAUUCGGGACUGUCCUGCAGGAGUCCAGUAGAUAGAUCACUAUCAACGCCAAAAUGCAGAGCAGGUUACCGUUUUUUUAAUAACUCAAUAACAGCGUAAGGUCGAACGCUGCGGUUUUCAGCAAUCGAAAACAGACACCUGAGGCUAGUGUUCCACAGAUUUUUUAAAAGACUUUUGAAACCAGUUUUUGAGUAGAUCUUUGGAAAACUAGUUUAGAUCUAAGAAAACUAACAUAGAAAUAGGUCAAUCUUUUUUCGUAGAUAGAUAGUCCAAAGUGUCCUCUUUAAAACAGAAACUAAGCGAAUUCUUAAUUUUUCGUGAUUUAGACGUGGCAUCGGAUUGUCUGAGAGUCCCACGAUCACUAUUUCUUGAGAUGUGGGAAUUCCGACAACAAAUGCAAACAUAGGGAAUCGACCAUUGGCAACAUUUGUUUUUCAAAAAGGUUAAAAAAGUCAAAAGACUUUCAUGUUGAACGUUUUUUAGGGUGAAUCACACCACAUAUGAUAUAUAAGGGAGAGACUUCAACAUUAAGAAGUUAAAAUAUUUUGUUGUUCUGUACGCGUGUUAUUUUUAUGUUUGAAUUCACUUUUGCAUAUCAGUUUAACUGAUGAUGUCUUUAGAAUAAAGACGAAACGUCUUAUUUUGAAAUCAGUCAUUUCACAUGAAAAAGGUGAUUUUAUUCUUAAUUUCUAUCAUAAAAUUUUUCACCUUAAACAAAGAUUCAAUAGUUAAAAAACCUACUGGAAACCUAUUUUAUAUGAAAUACAUCGAAAAUAUCCACCGAAAUGUUUUUUCUAAAAUAUGUCUACCGAGAUUAUUUUGUCUAUAUAUUUCGACUAAAAUAACUUCGAAUUCCGACUCGUCAUAUACCUGAAGAUUCGCUAAACCUGCGCUAUUCCCAUGAAAUCACAAAAAAUUUCUGGGAUCUAUACGUUGUCUUUUAUUUUAACAAAACGCUAAGCUUUUCUCACGAUAAUAUCGUUUUCUAAAAACGAUUGCACCACGGACUGAGUAGUUCUUGAAAAUCCUUGCAUAAGAGACUUACCAAACUCUAAAGUGCAGGGAAAAUAUUAUAUUUAAACACAAUCGACAUAGCUCUAUCAAACGUACGAGUCGGGUAUUUAUUAUUAGAAACUUUUUUUAUAGUGGUUUUUUUCUCAAUCAAUUCAAUUUUUUUGGAUCAAUACGGUACAUUAAAAACUAUUUUGAAAAAAUCUAAUAUAAUUAUGACUCAUUGUCAUUUAACAGUUGUUUUGGUCAAUAUGUAACGGCUCUCUGUAUAUGAGUCAAUUGCAACUUUUUUGUAUAAUGACAUUUUUGAAGUAUUUUUGCUACUAACACCGUUGUUGUGAAUGGAUUUUCAAAGUUUUUUUUAUUCUCUAUCUCAGACCCUAGCCACACUACCAUAAAAAUUUCGUAACAAUAUGCCGUCAACUAACUGAGUUACGUGGGUCAAAAGUGAAAAAUACCCGUUUUUUCGAUGAGUCAUCGAC